CCGGGGAUGGCCCCCAACACAAGCGCGAAAGGCGGGAUCUCGGCAGCAACGAGGCAUAUGAUAUGAGAGGAAAAGAAAAAAAAAACGAAAAAAGAAAAAGAAAAAAAAACACAAAAUAAGAAAAAAGGAAAAGAAAAGAAAACCGCUGGGGCAAUUGGCGCAAUUUCUGUAUGUCGCCCUCUGUCCUCUCUCUCUCUCUCCCUCUGUCUGUGUCUCUCCCACACACACACCCACACACACUCCUCUCCUUGGUCGAGCCAACACGGUGUCUCUAUUUAGAACGGCCCCGGUACACGAAGGUGGUGUAAGUGUGCGUUGGCGCGCUCUGACUGCUCCCGCAUCUCUUCCUUGACUCGACGGGAUCGCGACGGAAGCUGGGAGUAUCCCGGCCGUACGGUAUCGCCAGAAGCUUCUUGGAGAACGCGGGACACGUCGGAGCAGAGAGAGAGACACGAAGAAGACGAAGACGAUCCGCCAUCGCCAAGCUCACCGUUGAAGCUCGAUAGAGAUGGCGGCCGUCGCAGCUGUUGCAACGUCGAAGUUCGACCGCCUCAAGGCUGAGGCGGCUCGGCUUGCGGACCAGAUGAGUGAGACCGCAGCACCUGUGGAAUGGGAUAAAAUCAAGGCCCCAACAAGUGAAGUCGUGGUUCCGUAUGACUUUCUCGAGGAGGUUUCUGAUGAGGAGGCGAAGUCGCUUCUCUCCAAACUGGCUGUGUUGAAGCUGAAUGGAGGUCUCGGUACAACGAUGGGAUGCACUGGCCCCAAGUCUGUCAUUGUCGUCCGCAAUGACUUGACGUUCCUGGACUUGAUUGUCAAGCAAAUUGAGGUGCUCAACUCCAAGUACGGUGCUGAUGUGCCCCUGAUCCUUAUGAAUUCUUUCAAUACGCACGAUGACACUGCAGAGAGUCGGUAUCCGCGUGUGGUUGUGGAUGACUUCGUUCCCCUGCCGAACAAGGGAAGAAACGAUAAGGCUGCUUGGUACCCUCCUGGCCACUUCGAUGUGUUCCCCGCUCUGGUGAACAGCGGUGUGUUGGACAAGCUGAUUGCUGAGGGAAGGGAAAUAUUAUUUAUUUCCAAUGGUGACAAUCUUGGCGCCACUGUGGAUUUGAAAAUCCUGAAGCAUAUGAUCAAGAACAAGAAUGGGUACUGCAUGGAGGUGACCGACAAAACAUUGGCAGAUGUGAAGGGUGGAACUCUCAUUUCGUACGAGGGGAGGGUUCAGCUCUUGGAGAUUGCUCAGGUGCCAGAUGAUAAGGUCGAUGAGUUCAAGUCCAUUAACAAGUUCAAGAUUUUCAACACCAACAACCUGUGGGCGAAUGCUGCCGAGAUUAAGCGGCACGUUGAAGCUGAUGACUUAAAGGUGGAGAUCAUCCCCAACCCCAAGGAAGUUGAUGGAAUCAAGGUCUUGCAGCUUGAGGGAGCCGCGGGAGCUGCCAUCAGGUUCUUUGACAACGCUAUUGGAGUGAACGUGCCACGUUCGAGGUUCCUCCCUGUGAAGGCUUGCUCAGAUUUGCUCUUGGUGCAGUCCGACCUCUACACUCUUGAGGAUGGGACUCUCAUCAGGAAUCCGGCAAGGGAAGAGCCUUCACUGCCUGGAGCAGAACUAGGCCCGGAGUUCAAGAAGGUUGCGGAUUUUUUGAAGCGGUUUAAGUCGAUUCCAAGCAUUGUCGAUUUGCAGAGUCUGAAGGUUGUUGGGAAUGCAUUCUUCGGAGAAAACGUGGUCCUCAAGGGAAAAGUUGUAAUCCAGGCAGAGAAGGGAGAAACACUCAUCAUUCCUGAUGGUGAAGUCAUUGAAAACAAGCUGGUGACCGCCGGUCCCACCUAUGCGGACAUCUGAAGAAGGGAGGGGAUGAGAGCCCCACCUAUACCGACAUCUGAAGAAAGGCAAUUAGACUCCAAACCACGACGUUGAUACAGAGGAGACGCUAGAAGAUCAGUAGAAGCUGUAGUAGUAGAGGAGGAGAGAGAGACGGUGUUGUGGUGGUUGCAUCCGCAGAUGGUUGCAUCUGUGAGGAAGAUGGGCAAUGGGUUUUGAAAUUUCAUUUACUCUUGUCUCAGUGCAUUUUGUCUCUUGCAUGUGUUCAUUUUUUUAAUCUCAUCCUUUCACAAGAGGGUGAUUUAAGUGUUGGGUGAAUCUUUUAUCGAAAUUGAGUGACGAUUCACAUUCUAGGAACAGCGUGUUUUGAAUUUUUUCAUUUUUUUUUCUUCGAUCAGAUGUGGAAGGCAUUUGAAAAAGAUAAUAUCUUUUGGUUGUUGAGAGCAAAGGGGUCCACAGGUGGGUUGUUUAGCCAUUCUUUGCAAAGAUAUAUUUCCCCCUGUUGCCAACACUUACGUCUGGAUUCAUGAUUUUUUUUUGUCUAUGUGAGGGAAAUAUCGUUUUCCAUGAAUAUGUUGCGGUCUGAACACC
This is a messenger RNA of Chara braunii, 2407 nucleotides long. The record is from the annotation of a GenBank genome assembly. Lineage: Eukaryota; Viridiplantae; Streptophyta; Charophyceae; Charales; Characeae.